AUGGAAAACAGAAAUUUAUUAAUAUAUUUGCUCAAUUUCGUGACAAAUGCUUUAAUAAAUUUCGAUCAUGGAAUAAUUCCUGCAUGCACAACUGAUAUGAAAUUAGAUUUGGGAAUUGACGAUAUUGGAGUACUAAUUUAAAUUAAAAAUCUAAUUUUAGUUAGGUUUAAUGGGUUCAUCAGUUUAUGGAGGACUUGUAAUAGGAUCAUUUAUAGGCACAGGCAUAUUUGACAAAUAUAAAACUAAACAUAUAGUUACAAUCAGUGUAUUAUGUUGCAUACUAAGUUUAUCUCUAUUUAUUCUAACCAAAAAUAUAUUUCUCCUUUUUAUAUCGAGAUUUUUAACAGGAUUCUUUUAAGUACGCAAUAUUAAUUUAUUUGGUGUUCUUAGUUGUUUUUUUCCCAGUAUGGAUAGAUUUAUUUGGUGAAAAUCAUAAGACUAUGUGGCUAACGUAUAUGUAAUUAGGAGUAGCUUUAGGAACUGUAUCAGGAUAUUUAGUGACUUCCUUAUCACUUCAUUUUUCAUAAAAUGUAAUUCAAAUUUUAUCUUUUAGUGGGUUUAUCCAUAUUAUUUGUAAAUAAUAUUACUAAUACCAUGUUUUUUGUUUUAUAGUUUUUGUGAUGAAACAAUGUUAUCUACAAAAGAAUAAGAUAAAAUAGAAAUAAAAAAAGAGAAUUUUAAGACAAUUUUUUUGUAAAAUUUAAAAACAUUUUUGUCUAAUCCUGUUUUUGUGUUUUCAAUGUUAUCAUUAAGUUCAUUAUUUUUUGUUGUAACAGGAGUUUAAUUUUGGAUAACAGAUUAUCUUAGAAAUGUGUUACUGAUGCCUCAUGAAGUUGUUUUUAAAUCAUUCUUAAUAAUAUCAUUAAGUGCUCCUCUUACUGGAGUUUAUUUAGGUGGUUUAAUCUUGCAUAAUUUUGGAGGUUAUGAUGGAUAAAUGGCAAUUAAAAUAGCAGCAUUUGAGGCAUUAUUAGCAAGUAUAUCAGGAGCAUUUAUACCAAUUCUAAAUAAUGGAACAUUUGUAUUACUUUUCUUAUGGUUUUUACUCUUUUUUGGUGGAAGUGCUGUUCCUGCAAUUAUGGGUAUUAUGAUCACUUCAAUCCCAAAAGAAUAAAGAUCAAGUGGAAACUCAUUAAGCCAUUUAUUUUAAGAACUUUUAGGGUAUUUACCUGCUCCUGUUCUUUAUGGUUAUGUUUAAUAAUAAACUGGAGGAUCAACAUCUCGUUGGGGAAUGAUUCUUCUUUCUAUUGUUGGAUUUUUUGGUUUAUUUUAUAUAGUAUUAGCAAUUUUUUGGAAAUAAAAAUAAACAUUAUAAUUGGUAAGUAGUGUAAAUGAAUCAGAAUUAAGAGAUAGAGUUCCUUAACUAAAUUCAAUUGAUAAGAAUGAUAUAAUAAAGAAGUCUGAAUUUGCUUAGAUUCGUAUGUAGACUUCUGUAUAAUCAGGGAAAUCAAUUAUGAUUCCUGUUUAAUAGGAUUAAAUUAAUAAUGAGAUUUAAAAUGAAAAUUAGACUUCUUUGAUACACAGAACUCAUACUUUUAAAACAAGAGAUGCGUAUCAAAGAUAAGCUUCAGUUUCAUAAGCUUUAACUAAUUUUUCUAUCCUUCUUGGUAGAGGUAGUCUUGAUAAUGAUUUAUUUUCUAUUAAAAAUAAUUAGAAAUAAAUGCAAAAUUAAUAAAAAGAAAUUGAAUUAUAGGUGGCUGGUGGAUUCUAUUUAGUAAGUGAAGGAAGAUAUGUAAAAUUUGAAGAACAUUGA
This is a messenger RNA of Paramecium pentaurelia, 1750 nucleotides long. Lineage: Eukaryota; Ciliophora; Oligohymenophorea; Peniculida; Parameciidae. The record is from the annotation of a GenBank genome assembly.